AUUUAUUAUUAUAGGUUAUUAAAUUGAUAAUUUUAAUAAAAAUAAUUCUUUAGAUAAUAUCCACUUAAAAUUGCUUCAAAUUUACAAGUGAAUUGUAAAGAUGUCAUCAAUACCGUCGACCAGCAAGGAGGAAGAGAAAGAAGAAAAUUCAAAAAACAAAGAGGGUUUGGCAUCCAAGAUUGAUGCCCUGACCAGUUUCCUCAGUGAAAAAUUUAGUUUGGAGGAACAAAAACAUGUAUUGGAGUCUCCGACAAUUGAUGAAGUAGUGAAGUUCAUUCAAAGUGGGAAAUGCAAGAAUAUAGUUACCAUGGUUGGAGCUGGGAUAUCGACUUCUGCUGGGAUUCCAGAUUUUCGAACCCCUGGCUCUGGAUUAUAUGACAACCUACAAAAAUAUGAUUUACCACAUCCUGAAGCUAUAUUUACUCUAGAUUAUUUCUUCAUGAACUCAAAACCAUUCUUUAUGCUUGCAAAGGAGCUAUAUCCAGGAACUUUUAAACCCUCAAAGAGCCAUUAUUUCAUUAAAUUAUUGGAGGAGAAAGGCCUUCUGCUGAGGCAUUACACUCAAAAUAUUGAUACAUUGGAGAGAGUGGCUGGUGUGUCUAACGAUAAGCUUGUAGAAGCUCAUGGGACAUUUCACACUGGUCACUGCCUAGGAUGUAGGAAGGAAUACAGUCAAGAUUGGAUGAAAGUAAGGAUAUUCAAUGAUGAAACUCCGAUUUGCGAAGAUUGUCCAGGUGUUGUCAAACCCGACAUCGUUUUCUUUGGAGAAAACUUGCCCUUGAGAUUCUUCAAACUGGCCAAAAGUGAUUUUAAAAAGUGUGAUUUAUUGAUUAUAAUGGGAUCUUCUUUGACAGUCCAACCGUUCGGUUCGCUUCCAGAGAGGGUUGCUAGUUCUUGUCCUCGAGUGCUAAUUAAUAACGAGAAGGCUGGAAAUUUGGAAUUUGAUAAUCCAAAUAACUAUAGAGAUAUAUUGAUGGAAGGCGACUGUGAUUUACAGUGUCAAGUCCUGGCUGACAAACUAGGAUGGAGUGAUGAAUUAAAAGAAUUAAUUAUAAGAGAACACAAACUGAUUGACGAUAAUAUCCAGAAGACCGACGCUAGUGCAAAGAAGUAAAAAGCAAAACUAGUCAAUUAUAUUUUUAAUUAUUUUAACAUGAAUGUGCAUUAUUUUAUAUUUUUUAUGAAUUUUAUU
Nicrophorus vespilloides is the source of this 1192-nucleotide messenger RNA. Its product is annotated as NAD-dependent protein deacetylase sirtuin-2. The transcript has 5 exons. Gene Ontology annotation, molecular function: NAD+ binding; histone deacetylase activity, NAD-dependent. The coding region runs from base 101 to 1114 and encodes 337 amino acids. Lineage: Eukaryota; Metazoa; Arthropoda; Insecta; Coleoptera; Silphidae. The record is from RefSeq and is a predicted model, not a curated record.